Molecule: messenger RNA, 1791 nt
Organism: Thyridium curvatum
Lineage: Eukaryota; Fungi; Ascomycota; Sordariomycetes; Thyridiales; Thyridiaceae
Exons: 1
Coding region: 1-1791 (596 amino acids)
Source: RefSeq, a predicted model, not a curated record
AUGGAUCACGUCGAAGACCGCUUCACUCAUCUCCAAGUCCGAGAUGGAGAGCAAUCCCUCACAUAUAUCUCAGUUCCUUUUCAGAACAGCCCCAGUCUGGUCACUUAUCUGAGGCCCUUCGCGCCCGCAGACCAUGACGACGAUUGGAGCACCGCUCCCAUUGCCGUCCUCUGGCAUCCCUUCCUCGAUGCGCAGGAAGCGAUCUGCCCCGUCGUCCCGGCGGCCCGAGGCAGCCGUGACAGCGAGGUCAACGGCCAGGCCACCAGAAACCUGCGCCUCCGCGGCCGCCUAGACCGCACCCGCGAUCUCGUCUACGUCACCGGAGUCUCGCGUCUGCAGAUCCGCCUCCGCCUCCUGGCCGGCCCGCUCGCGUCCCCGCCCAUCCGCUCCGUCGUCUUUGCGCGCACCACCCCGCCGCUGAGCGGCAUCACAGACGAGGCCAACCCCAUCCGCAUGCGCGGCUUCGCGUACCGCGCCGGCCAAGAAGACCAGCCUCUUGACUGGCGCUCCCUGGUCCGCAACGGAGCAGACGGCCCGGCCGAGGCGGCUGAUCGGACUUCUCGGCGCCUCGCGGUGAUCAACCGGCUCACCUCUCUGAUCGCCCGUCUGCAUGGCCGCGGAGUGCUCUUUGCCAGCUCGGACCUGCUAGACAGCGUCGUCGUCGCUCCCGCCGCCAACGAGCCGCAGCCGGAGCUCCGGCUGUCCAACUUCGGCCUCGCCAGGGCCAUCCCAGAAGAGCGCGCCCUGUCCCUUCCCCAGCCGAUGCGUCCGGCCACCCCCCCUGCGCCCCCUCCGUCCCCUCCGCCCCCGGGAGAACCGGAAGCGCCACCACCAUGGAACGUCAAUAACCUCAUCUACAAUACUUAUCUUUUCGAGGACCCUCCUGUCUCGCAGUCCCCACCCUCCGGACAGGACAGCUCGAACCCCAUUGCAGGAACGAGCGCCAACCCCGUCAUCUCGCACGAGCCCGCCGGCCCGGACGCCUGGUCCAGCGCCGCACACGCCCACGACACGGAGGCCGCCGCCCGCCAAGCCACAGAGGACUUCUUCUUCUUUGGCCCCAACCGCGCUCCCGCCGGUCCGCCCGCCGCCGGCCCAUCCCGUCGUCCCGACCCCCCUCUGCCGGAAGGAAUCUACGACGACAGCGACGAAGAGGAGCACGACGCGGCCGGUACCGCACGCGUGAUCAUCCCCUUUGACUACGAUCCCGAAGCUGUACAGCCCAUGGACCCCACAGCGCUAUUCUAUUGCUACCGUCUGAUGUACGGGAGGAGCGGGCCGCUGGACGAAGAAGAACAGCAACAACUGCAACGGCAGCUGCAGGAGCAUGAACAAGAGCUGCAAGAGAGGGCGCAGGAGCGUGAACAACGGCUGCAAGGGAUACAACAGGAACCGCAGCAGCAGCAGCCGCAACCGCAGCAGCAGCAGCAGCACGAGCACGAGCACGAGCAGGAACAGCAGCAGUCGCCCGAAGAGCGGCCUCUCCUCCCCCGAGCCACUGCGUCAGACGACCUCUUCGGCCUCGGCCUCGCCAUCGCCACGCUCCACCACGGCCGGGACUUGGCUGCUCUGUACUGGGACCGCGUCCGGCGCAGCAUGGACAUCUCCAGCAGCCGGGACGGCCGGCGCCGCGGCAAUGAGGAUCCCGGCCAGCAAUUCGCCGAUACACUGCGCGAGGCUGGCGUCAACGAGAUCGACGAUGACGACGCCCGGGAGCUUGUUACCCAGCUCCUCCGGGGCGAGUUGGAGAAGCCAUUGGGAACGCCGCUGGAAGAAAAGAAUGAGGAGUGA